This is a messenger RNA of Punica granatum (pomegranate), 1066 nucleotides long. NCBI's taxonomy places the organism in Eukaryota, Viridiplantae, Streptophyta, Magnoliopsida, Myrtales, Lythraceae. The record is from RefSeq and is a predicted model, not a curated record.
CUAAUCUCUAUGCAUUUCGCGGCAGCGGCGGAAGAAGAUUGUGAAGGUGAUGACGACAAUCCGGCUGCACCCCCACCCACAGCCCCUCCUGCUCCCCGUCUCCGCCCUCAAACCCACCGCCAGGAAGCCCCAAGUCCUCCUUUCUCCUCCCCCUUCGCCGCCUCCCCUCACGGACUCCGGCCUCCUGUUCCGGGAGAAGCUCUCCUACCUGUCCAGCCUCAACGUCGACCCCCACAAGGCCCUCCGGGAAAACCCAGACUUCCGGUCAUGCCCCCUCUCCGCUCUCCACUCCGUCGAGGACUGCCUGUCCUCCUUCGGCCUCCCCCGCUCUUCCCUCGGCCGCAUCCUCGACAUGUACCCUCAGCUCCUCACGGCCGAGCCCUACGCUGACCUCUACCCUGUUUUUGACUUCCUGCUCAACGAGGUCCGUAUACCGUUCCACGAUAUCAAGAAAUCGAUCACCAGGUGCCCAAGAAUCUUGAUCUGCAGCGUCCCGGACCAGCUCCGGCCGACGCACUCCUUCCUCCGGAGCUUCGGUUUCGUGGGCCCUCAUGCCAUCGCGUGCCAGACCACUGUGCUGCUUGUUUCGAGUGUGAAGUUCACUCUUUUGCCUAAGAUAGAGUACUUGCAAAGUCUCGGGUUUGAAUAUCGGGACGUCGUGAACAUGGUCAUCAGGUCCCCCGGCCUGUUGACGUUUAGCAUUGAGAAUAACUAUAAGCCCAAGGUGGACUACUUUUUGGGUGAAAUGAAAGGGGAUUUGGCGGAGCUCAAGAGGUUCCCACAGUUUUUCUCGUUUAGUUUGGAGGGGAAGAUUAAGCCCCGACAUAGGCAGUUGGUCAGGCAUGGAUUCCGGCUCUCUUUGCCUGAAAUGUUGAGGGUUAGUGAUGGUGAGUUCAAUGAGAGGUUGAUCGAGAUGCAGUUAAAGAUGGUUGAUAAUGGUAGAUGAUUCCCGUGAGUUCAAUACUAAUGUUGUACAUUUUUUUGCUUCUGUGUAGAUACAGUGUAUUAUAUCAAGAAGUGUGAUUAUUGAUGUUGUAAAGCAGAUAUAGAGUUCUCUCCCUGUCUA